AUGGAUCUGUUCGGACCAGUAAACGUUCUCAGCAUUAACAGAAAUUCCUAUUGUCUAGUCGUGAUUGAUGAUUUUUCACGUUUUACAUGGGUUUUCUUUCCAUCCAAUAAAGUUGGAGUUGCUGAUCUGAUUAGGAAAUUCAUUGUGUUAAUUGAGAACCAAACUAACAACAGGGUGAAGGCGCUUCGUACUGACAGCGGAACAGAGUUUAAGAAUUAUGUUCUCGAUCACUUCUGCGCAGAAAAGGGGUAUGCUGCUCGCACCGCCUAUCGGGUCUAUAACAAGAAGACAAAGCAAGUUGUAGAAUCGUAUGACGUGCGCUGGUUGGAAGAAAAUGAGACGGAUGCUCGAGUAGGUUCGGAUUGGUUGUUUGAUUACACAUCUCUGUUCAAAUCUAUAAAUGUGUCUUCAUGUAGCUCAUUUGGAUCUAUCUCCGGUUUGAAGAAUGUUUCUGAAGAUGAAGACAAAGAAGUUGUAUACAGACCUCCAAUGGUAUCCUCUUCACAACCUGAAGAGGAGACUCCUGCUUCGCCUGAGGGGGAGUCCUUCGCUUCUCCUGAGGGGGAGUCAUCUGUACAUCCUAAUAGUUCGAAAUCUCCAAUUCCGAAUACUACUCCUGAUGCUGAAAUAACACCACUCACUCCUAUAGAAAGAGAGUUCAUGUCCAAAGACUCUUCCGCUGAUACUUCAACAUUUAUGAAGCUACUCUUUCUUGAAGACUUUUCAAAUGAGUUUGUGGCAGAGUCGUCUGGUGCGACAAUCGGCAAAUGA
This is a messenger RNA of Lactuca sativa (garden lettuce), 771 nucleotides long. NCBI's taxonomy places the organism in Eukaryota, Viridiplantae, Streptophyta, Magnoliopsida, Asterales, Asteraceae. The record is from RefSeq and is a predicted model, not a curated record.